This is a messenger RNA of Prorocentrum cordatum, 428 nucleotides long. Lineage: Eukaryota; Dinophyceae; Prorocentrales; Prorocentraceae. The record is from the annotation of a GenBank genome assembly.
GCAGAGGCGGCGUCGGGGCUGGCAGCCGCCCAGGGCGGCGGGGGUGUGCCGCGGGCAGAGAUGGCAUCGGUCGGAGGCCCAGAGCCUCCAGAUCGGCGCCAGCAGCCGCCCAGGGCGGCGGUGGGCCGCGGGCCGCUCCGGGCGGCGAGCCAGGCAGCGAGCGGGGCAGCGAGGCAGGCGGCGGCCGAGAGUUGGGCGGGCCGAGCGCCUCGGACCAGCGGGGGGCGAGGGGCUGGCGGAGGUUGCCCACAGCCUGGAUUCACCUGCUGUGGGUGGAGUGCUUCCACGUGUACACCGCGACAUUUGCGUGGGUAAAUCUGGUGAACAAGGUGAAUGUUGGGUCGGCGAUGCCAGGGGUUCCGGUGAUCGUGGGUCAUCUGACUAAGUAUUCGAGAGCUUGUUUUUCUUCGGCUCGACAGAAGCCGUGA